AUGGCAUACGGUAAAUGUCGUGACGGUGGAACGGGCGCAAGUGCCGCUCUUCAACGUCAAGUGGCUAACGACCUUCCGGCGAGCGCAAACAAAUCGCCUUUCACAAAGCCGUCCAGACACUCGACAAGGCGUUUCGUUCUCUGGCGUUCGAGUGCCAACUUGGCACCCAAUUUCGAGUGAGACGACUGCAAGCACUUGAUGCUCUCAGCGCUGGACACGUUGCGAUCGUCAGGCACCCGAAGCGUCGUUCGUUUGGCUCUGCUUCAUGAAUAUGGCCCGCCAGCCAUGGUCGGCAACCGGAUCUUUCGCUGCGUUUCUUGUUCGCGCAAUCGAAGCAUCUCAACCGACAUCGGCCUCCAUCUAAGAAACGAAGUCGAAAAGUCUUCUGAAGUCUUUGCAGGAAUUUGGUCAAACAAAAUUUCAAUUUAA
This is a messenger RNA of Soboliphyme baturini, 429 nucleotides long. The record is from the annotation of a GenBank genome assembly. NCBI's taxonomy places the organism in Eukaryota, Metazoa, Nematoda, Enoplea, Dioctophymatida, Soboliphymatidae.